AGCCAUAUAGCUAUCAGCAGUCAUGCUAAAGACACUUUCGCGCGUAAGCUCCAACAGGUUGGUCGCUUGUCCGCCUUCUUUGCUGGGGCAAAUUUUGCUGCCACUUCCCAGUGUGAUGAAGAGGCCCGCCUCUGCGCUAACAGGAUCACCUGGCAAGAAUCUCAACUCGGCGUAUCCGCACUUCAAGAAUGCCGGGGAAUUGUAUUCGCACAUUCGCAGCAUCACAGCUGAAGCUGGAGACUACACAGUGCGCAACUUUGUGGGUGUCAUUGAGGAUAUCUCAGUGAAGAGUUCUGUGGUUGAGACCGAGCUAUUUCCUCUAGGAGCGCUUGAAUUCUACACAAAGAAAAAUAUGGGUUGGGAAUACACGCAAGAGGAGUACGACCAGUGGUUCAUGCCAGAGCGGGGAGGUGAUCAGGGCGACUACCGCGAUGGAAUGCAGGAGAAGAUUGCCAAUGUAAUCGCGUGUCUCAAAGCUGAGCCAAGGUCGAAGCGAGCGAUCAUUCCAAUUCCAUUUCCUUCGGAAGGUAGCAAGACGGUUGAUUGGACCAACCAGGGGCAGACGAAGUGCUGUAGAGAGCUUCAUUUGUACAUUGAGGACGGCUGCUUGAAGUGCACCGGGAUUCUCAGAAUGCAAAAUGCGAGCAUUUUCCCGAAGAACAUCCACUUUUUUGCCACCUUGCUGGAACAUGUGGGCCAGCAGCUCCAGGUGCCCGUUGGCGAGUAUACGCAUUGGAUUACCAACCUCUGUCACGACCGGUCUGCGAUCAGUUGCUGAGACGCGGAUCCAGGUCCAUGACAUGACGUGGACAGAGCCGAAUCUCCAGACACGGACGACGACGCACUCGGAGAAGUGGCCAAUGGGGAAGGUCCUGGUGCUACUUCGCCUUUGAGAAGACAAACAAAAGCAGCAAAAGAAGCAGCAGGAACAAAUUGAAUUGAACGUUUUUGUAUUGGUAAGCGCCUUGCAUGCAUUUUCCUAUGCCUUUCCUCAUGUUGCAUGACUGAUGCCUCGGCUUCGAUUCUGUGGCAAUGGCCUACUUCUACAG
Durusdinium trenchii is the source of this 1049-nucleotide messenger RNA. NCBI's taxonomy places the organism in Eukaryota, Dinophyceae, Suessiales, Symbiodiniaceae. The record is from the annotation of a GenBank genome assembly.